UCUUCCUCCUCGUGGUUUGCCUCUUUCCUGAAUCCUGAUUCCCAUGCGGCGGCGGCUCUUCUAGCUCUGGCCGAAGUCGCGGUGGCCGGCGGCGCCGUUCCCUUCCCUUCUCCGGCGGGCCUCCCACGCCUCAACGGAGGAGAAAUCCCGCGCAGCCACGAAGCAGCCGGCGCCGUCUCUCCUUCGUGCCACGACGCGCCUCUUCCUGCACCGGCACAUUGGCACUACUGCCAGCCCGCCGCUCCUCUGUUCGCCACUUCGCCGUCCUCCGCCGAGAAUCCCUCUCCGCCGUCCUCCGGGAACGAGCAGCCCCCUCCGCCGGCCGCCGCUGCACUGUGCAAGACUGCAGCUCGCCAGCUUCCAUUGAGAUUUUGUUGCCAUGGCAUGGGAGCUUAUUGAGGUUGCUGGCAACCUAACUCCCUUUCAACAUUCUACAGUUGAUGUGGUGGCUGCAAAGAUUGAAUCCAAGGUAGCCAAUGCUCUCAUUAGGCAAUUGAAUCAGGUACUGCCACUGGAGAAUCUGCGGCAUGUUAAGCGGGUGCGUCGGCGUGUUGAUAGUGGUGAAAAAUCUGAGUUGUCAAUCAUCUUAUGCCUUUCCACUGGGCCUGAAAAUUGUAGAAAUGGGUUUCCAGAAGAUGUACAGAAGUUAGUGGAUACAUACCAGCUGAGCCCUUUCAUUGCUAAAGUUUCCGGUUAUCCUGCUAUGUCAAAAGAGGAGUGGCAAGAACAGUGUAAACUUUGGCCAACAUCUUAUCAUCCCCCAAAUGAAAUUGAUGGUGUAUCUGGAUUUAAAGAGGAGGAAUUACCAUCAAUAUUUGAUCGCAUGAGGACUGCUAUCCAAUUAUCAGAGCAGGUCGGCAAUGUUGCCAUUAUUGUCGAUCCAUCAAGUAUGGAAAUAAUUUCAAAGGCUAAAGACAAAACGCACCAGCAUGAUGCUUCUCUAAGGAACACAUGUGCCAGAGUCGAAGCAGAGAACGGUUGCUGUUUGGCUGAAGCAACUGAGGCUAAUGAUGAUGGCAAGUUGUUGCUGUCAAGCUCCCAUGUUAACAAUGGCCUAAACAUGGAGGUCUCUUGUAUGAACUCCUGGGGAUGGAUGAAAAGAAGUUCUACUGAGCAGAAGACAUUGCCCUCUGAAGAUGGUUUUCUGUGGCAUCCUCUGAGACAUGCUGCCAUGGUUGCCAUUGAAAAUGCCGCUGAGAGGGAUAGAAUACUGUUCCGUACUUCAAGUUCGUCAACAACUGAAGCAAAACUAAAUGGCGAUAUGGAGAAUUGUUCGGAUAAUGAACUAGCAAAGCGGCUAAAGAUAGAUGCAAAAGAUAAAGAACAAUCUGAGAAUGAAGAAUGCUGCAGUGACUUGUCUGGAAGAAACAGACCAUAUCUUUGCACAGGAUUUGACAUCUACCUUGUUUGGGAACCAUGCACGAUGUGUGCUAUGGCACUUGUACACCAAAGAUUCAAGCGUGUCUUCUAUGCUUUCCCUAAUCCAAAUGAUGGAGCACUGGGCACUGUCCACAGAUUGCAUGGGGAGAAAAGUCUAAAUCACCAUUACUCUGUGUUUAGGAUAAAAGUCCCUGACCAGUAUUUGAAUGGUUCAAGUGAUUGUUCUGAAAAGGCAUCUUCAGGUUUUGUAUCAUCGUAAUUUUGAGAAACCCAUGAGCUCCAAGCUUGUUGCUUCUGGUUUUACCUUUUUUUUUAGAGGAGGCAGCAUCGGUGGGCUUCUGGUUCCUUGUCUUCACUUCUCUGAGGACGGUGACUCCGGUCUUUGGCUCACCUGUGAUAUGAACCUACUCUUGUAAGGCUGUAGCCUUGGACAAUUUGCGGGGGCCUUCUCUCUUCCAGGUGUUGCGGUGCUUGUUUUCUGCUGUGUGUACCUUCUCCAUCUAGGUGCCGGGCAACAUCAGGGGCCGAGUCUGAAGGAUGGUGAUGUACAAGGCUCCUGUGGACUGGAAUGUAAUUUUCUUUUGCUUCAGGAAUUUUUCUGGAUUUUACAGGGGUUUAGUUGUAUACUUGUAUGGAUUGACCCAUGUAUCACAGUGCCUUUGCAACCCAAAAGAAGAAGAAAAAUGGCAUGAGCUUUUAUUCUGCAGCAAAAGAUAUCUCAGAUGCAGACUGAUUCAGUUUUCUUUUGUCAACUUUGUAUGGUUUAUCAUUUGCGUAGAUCUUGAA
Molecule: messenger RNA, 2166 nt
Organism: Brachypodium distachyon (stiff brome)
Lineage: Eukaryota; Viridiplantae; Streptophyta; Magnoliopsida; Poales; Poaceae
Product: probable inactive tRNA-specific adenosine deaminase-like protein 3
Exons: 10
Coding region: 380-1639 (419 amino acids)
Biological process (GO): tRNA wobble adenosine to inosine editing
Cellular component (GO): nucleus; cytoplasm
Molecular function (GO): tRNA-specific adenosine-34 deaminase activity
Source: RefSeq, a predicted model, not a curated record